Messenger RNA from Penicillium crustosum, 828 nucleotides. RefSeq lists its product as uncharacterized. Bases 1 to 828 code for a protein of 275 amino acids. The record is from RefSeq and is a predicted model, not a curated record. Gene Ontology annotation, molecular function: protein binding. The transcript has a single exon. Lineage: Eukaryota; Fungi; Ascomycota; Eurotiomycetes; Eurotiales; Aspergillaceae.
AUGGCCCAAAUAACCAACAUUUUUCGACGUCUGCGCAAGGGUAUCAAGUCCCGACAGUCAACCUCGGAGGGCGCAUACACCAAACUUGCCGAGCUAGAACAAGAACUAUCUCGAGCCAUCAAUGCAAUGUACGACCUUCAGAUGCGGCUCGCAGAGCAUGAUUUUAUGCUCGCACACACCACCUCAAGUAACCCCAUUCUUGUCAUUCUCCCUUUUCAAUUUAAUUCCCACUCCCUAUCUGACAAUCCUAGAACAAUUUCACCAACAGAAAUAACCCCAACCUCGAUCAAUGAUAUCUGGCUCUGUGAAUACAGUGGCUCAUUACUGAUAGACGCAGAAGAGCGGUGGCAAUGCGAUGAGCCAGAGCUUGCAAUGGAGCUUGCCUCACAGGUCAUUAACCAAAACCCCUUUCUGUGCGAACUUGAUGAGAUGCGAUGUCGACUAUUUAUCGCUGCUGUUCAACAUUAUCUUUGCCGAUAUGAAGAUUCCAUGAUGAGCCUAGAGACGGUUAUGCAAAUUAACACGUGCUAUGCUGUAUUAAACAACCCAGAAUCUAGCAUUAUCGCCGGCAUUACUUAUUUUAUCAAAGGAAUGAACCUCAUGAAACUUGAAAGGUUCCCAGAGGCUUAUGCAUCGCUCACUCGAGCACUACAUAUACCGGGCUACAGCGAAAAGGCCCGCGAGGUCCAAAAGCAGGCUAUCAUUGGGUUUACUUGCAUAGAGGCCGCUGAGUUUGACCCCUCUCCGGCAGCGUCCACCAACGCAUUAUUAAACUGGGAAGAUAGUGAAAAAUACAAACAAUUUCUAAAGGACUCUCUAUUGGGUUGA